This is a messenger RNA of Monosiga brevicollis MX1, 921 nucleotides long. RefSeq lists its product as uncharacterized. Gene Ontology annotation, cellular component: membrane. The record is from RefSeq and is a predicted model, not a curated record. The transcript is spliced from 9 exons. Gene Ontology annotation, biological process: zinc ion transmembrane transport. Gene Ontology annotation, molecular function: zinc ion transmembrane transporter activity. The coding region runs from base 1 to 921 and encodes 306 amino acids. Lineage: Eukaryota; Choanoflagellata; Craspedida; Salpingoecidae.
AUGGAGGCCUUGGCGGGAACGGCACCGGUGGUGCAGGCCGCUGCUGGGACCCUCUUUACCUGGGGCGUGACGGCAGCCGGGGCGGCCCUGGUCUACGUGGCCAUGCCCAGUCAGCUUUUUCUAGACACCUGUCUUGGCUUUGCUGCCGGUGUCAUGCUGGCGGCUUCGUACUGGUCACUUCUGGCGCCAUCCAUCGAAAUGGCCGAGAGCAGUGGGAGCUAUGGACAGAACGGUGAACUGGCUUUCUUCCCGGCAGCCGUCGGCUUUGUCCUGGGCUGCGUCUUUGUUUAUGGAUCAGAAGCGCUUCUUCCGCUUCUGGGUAUGGACGGAGAUGUCCAUGAGCUGAUUGCACACAAGAAAACCGAUGGCGAUGCCCUUACACUUCGCAUCUCAUUGGAUCUCGUAUGGCCGGAAUCAACUUGCAUAGGCGAGAUUCCCCGGGCUGCCGCUGCCGCUGCAAGCUGGCGUCGCACGCUCUUGCUCGCGCUGGCCGUGACCAUUCAUAACAUCCCGGAAGGCUUGGCUGUUGGCGUGGGUUUUGGCAGCGUUGGCGCCUCGGCCUCGGCAACGUUUGCCAAUGCCUGCAAUCUGGCGCUUGGCAUCGGCAUUCAGAAUUUUCCCGAGGGCUUGGCCAUUAGCCUUCCCCUUCAUCGCGCGGGUUUUUCCAAAUGGGACUCUUUCUGGUAUGGGCAAAUGAGCGGCAUGGUUGAGCCCGUGGCCGGCGUGCUCGGGGCAGCAGCCGUCCAGCUGUUUACGCCCAUUUUGCCCUAUGCCCUCGCUUUUGCCGCCGGUGCCAUGAUCUAUGUUGUGCUGGACGAUAUCAUUCCUGAAAUCUGCAACGGGUCACACCGCACUGCAGCCAACAUGGGCGCGGUUGUUGGUUUCGUCGUCAUGAUGUGCUUGGACGUUGGUCUGGGUUGA